GUGAGUUCAUACCGAGUCCUGGGACCCUGUUUACUUAACAUUCCCAGCCAAGGAAGCCCUGGUUUAAAUAGGAUUGUGGAUGCAGCCUGCCCAUAUCAGAUGAGGAAAUGAUGAUUGUGGGAUUUUAGAAAUUCUUUUGUUUAAAGCCUUAGUGUGGAUUAUGAGAAUGCAGAAUGCCUUUCCUUUUGGGCUUGCGGCAGGAUAAAGAAACCUGCAUAGGAAUCCACAAUCAAAGUUAUAUCUGUGAAACAGGCCAUUGCUGUGGACAGUCCCAGUGCUGCAAUUAUUAUUAUGAGCUCUGGUGGUUCUGGUUAGUGUGGACGAUCAUCAUUAUACUGAGUUGCUGUUGUGUCUGCCAUCACCGACGUGCCAAACACAGACUCCAAGCACAACAGAGGCAGCAUGAAAUUAACCUGAUUGCCUAUCGCGAAGCUCAUAACUACUCUACUCUACCAUUUUAUUUCCGAUUUUUGCCAAAUUAUUUACUACCUCCCUAUGAGGAAGUGGUGAACCGACCUCCGACCCCUCCCCCACCAUAUAGUGCCUUACAUCAGCAAUGCAUCCCGCCUGGCAGUGGCAGUGCGGCACCAGACAUGAGAAACCUCCAGCCAGCCCAGACAGGCUCUCUGGGUGCAGCGGGAAGCAAUAAUGGAAGCUUAGACAGCACUGCGCCCUCCAGCAUUGGAGGUCUGGAAUCCUCGACUCCGCUAGUUGAGCGACCGUCCACCAAAGAGCCAAGCGGAGAGCCAAGCGGUGCAGGAUUAGGAGAGAUGGCCGACUGCAUGUCCUGUUCUGGUAAGGAGCCUGAGUGCAAGGAAGAACUGCUUAAGGACUACAACUCUGAAAGCUUAGACCAGAACGGCACUUUCCCAGAUGCAAAGGACAAGACACCUGGCAGGCACCGACGCUUCACGGGUGACUCAGGCAUUGAAAUCUGCAUAUGUAACCAGGACCACCAUGAUGGUGAUCUCAAGGAGUUGGAUGGGUUCCUUGAUGAUGGAUCCAUGGACUUCUGCGAUAGCUGCAGUGGCCACCCUCUGCAUGGAAACGAGGAAGACGGGCUUUUCAGUGCCUCUGAUGAGCAGCACCGAGACCAUAGCCACCAUCACCUCCCACGGCAGCCCGUGUGUGUGCUUCUGAACACCAUAAAUGAGCAGGACUCCCCGAACACUCAUGCCAACACAUCUCCUAGCUAAACCAACAGAAUCAGAAGGGAGGAUCUAGAAAAGGAUAAACAUUACUUCAACCAAAAACAAAGCGGUUCUUAAGAUGUUAACUGUGGGAAUAACCCUGAGUGGAUGGAAGGAGGGCAGAAGUUUCUUGGCCUUCUUUUCUCAUUGCCUCCCCUCUCUUCCAUCUCACUCUAGGGACUUAAAGUGAGAACUUUUUUAAUAAAAAGAAAAAGGGAAAAAAGAAACUUUUCCUAUUGCUGAUUUUGGUGAUGGUUUAUUAAGGUUGGUUGGUGUUUUUUGUUUUUUUUUAAAGUUUCCAAGACUUUUACCCUUAUAAUCAGAAAGACUUAGUUGGAACUUGUCAGAACAAGGAAUACUGGUAUAUUCCCCAACCCCAUCCCUUUCCUGGUGUCUUCCCAGAAGCUAGUGGCAUUUGAUAGGCCUGGCAGUCAGUUCAGUUUGGAGAGUUGCUAUGAAUCCUCAGCCGCAUUUGUACUUAAAUCAAUCCCUUGCUGUGAUCUCUUGAGUGUUGUUGGUUACAGCAACCUAUAUGACACUUUUUCCUUCUUGAAGCUGGCAACUGUAAAGGAUCAGCUUCUUCCAGAAAAAUUGUUUGCCUGAAGCGUAAAACUGGUACAAAGCUGAGGAAAGGGGAGAACUCUGUAGGCAUUGCCUUGCAUUUAAAGGCAAAUGUAUUUUUCAUCUGCUGCCUCCGAAGAGCCCAGCUAUGAAGUGAGACUCCUGGGAGAAGAUCUGCCGUCCUGAUGCUGUGGUCUCCAUGUGACAUUCAUCAGGGGCGCAGCAAUGCAAAAGGGCAGAUAGGGCUUUUUGGCUUCAGGCCAAUAUGUUAGUUUGAAAUGACAAUUUUAAAAAAAUCAUAAAACCCCAAACACACACACACAGAACAGGGCUGUCUUUUUGGCCAGUGUGCCUUUAGGUUUCAGUGAUGCUUGUUGAACAAAUGGAGACCAGAACUCCGUCCAUUGCUAAAGGACGCCUUACAGGUAUCGAGGUGGAAGACUUGCGCAGUAUUUUCUCUUACUUUUUUUAGUUCAAAAGUCUAGUGAGAUGCUCACAGUGACCACUGAAAAGGAUUGAGUGUCUGUGUUUUUCUCUCUCAGUAGUGGUAACUGGCUACUGUAUAACGUCUGUGAGUGAGUGUGUGUCUGAUUGCAGUACAUGCAUGUGUGUUUCUUACUGGUGAUAUGAAAAUUGCUGCUGUAAGACUGCAACAACAAAACAAACAAUGAAAAAAGAACUGUGGCUUUGCUUUAAAGAAACAGUGAAGCUUUAUUAGUAACAACCCCAAGGGGGAAGAAAAGAAAACCAAACAGCUGAAACUAACAUUCCCCGGAUUGUUCCUGUGGAAGAGAACAGGUCUUAGUUUCUAUACUGAGUGUAUUUCCUCCUUCCCCACCCCCAAACCCACCCUUUCCUCUUUCUUUAAUUACAAUUGUCUGGGUCAUUUAAUGUCAUAAAAUGGACUUUCAGUUUCAAUUGCUUGAAACCAAAAUCAGUUUGAAAUGUGGUGUAAGCCCAAAUAUAAUGCCUUUUUCUGAUAA
Molecule: messenger RNA, 2734 nt
Organism: Sphaerodactylus townsendi
Lineage: Eukaryota; Metazoa; Chordata; Lepidosauria; Squamata; Sphaerodactylidae
Gene: WBP1L
Product: WW domain binding protein 1 like
Exons: 4
Coding region: 174-1196 (340 amino acids)
Source: RefSeq, a predicted model, not a curated record